Mesorhabditis belari is the source of this 1236-nucleotide messenger RNA. The record is from the annotation of a GenBank genome assembly. NCBI's taxonomy places the organism in Eukaryota, Metazoa, Nematoda, Chromadorea, Rhabditida, Rhabditidae.
AUGACUGAUAUUUUCGAUGAUGGCUUGGGAAUUCUGGGAACACAUGUGACCUGGGAACUUGUGGAGAGUAGUCUGCAAAGAGGGCUUAAGAUUGGGGCGAGAUUCGGCGCAAAUCGAUCAGCACAGAGUAUCGCCGAUGGAGUGGGCUACAGCUCGAUCAUCGCUUUGGUGGAUGCGGAUUGGAUUGGUGAUGAAAAGGCGAUUGCUGAACUACCAAAAAGGUUUAUCGUCAAAAUCGCCUCAUUGAUCCAGGGGAAACGUGUUCGCGACGAGAAAUUGUUGGAGACACCGCUCGACGAAGGAGACGAGUAUUUGCGAGAAUGGGCAAAGCUCAUUCGAGGAAUUCACAACACCGAGUGCGAGGUUUUCGAUCAGAUCAACGAAGCGAAAAACACUGAACAUUUGAGCCUGCCAAAAGUUUGGUUCACGAAAAAGUUCUCCUCUCCAAGCGACAACGUCGGUUUUAUCAUUAUGGAGUAUUUGGAAGAAGUGAAACACUAUCAUCUGCACGAUAAUCUCGGAAUCGAUCAAUUGAAACAAGUAAUCCGGGAAAUCACGAAAAUCCAAGCUUUCUUCAUCAAUGAGAAAAUCGUUUAUGGCGAAGAUUUGCGGCAAAGAAGUGCACAAAAAUUCUAUGCUCAUUUAUUGCCAAAAGAGAAGUUUAAAAUGAUAUUCGUUGGUUUGAAACAUUUGGGAGUGGAUAGAUUGACCGAGUUAGCCGAUGGGAUGCUGGGCAAAUUCGAUGAGAUCUACGAUUUGAAUCGACUUGACGCCCUGCAUCAUCCAGAGAAAUCGGGAAUGUCUGGCGUUUUGUGUCACGGAGAUAUGUGGGCAACGAAUUUUCUCUUUGACAAAAAGACGGACGAUUUGCGAUUUCUCAUCGAUUUCCAGAUGGCUCAUCUCGGGAAUCCAAUUGACGAUUUGCUCAGAGCGUUCAUUUUAGGGUUAUCCGGGGAAAUGCGAAGGAAAUACGAACAAGAAUUACUUGAGUUCUACCAUUCUUGCUUAAACUCGCAACUCCGCGAUUCCGAAUCGCCAUUCAGUAUUGAGCAGCUAAAAUCCGAAUAUCGAGCGUAUUUCCCGUUGGCGGCUUUGUGCAACACGGUAAUGCUUGGACCAGUUUUGAUGUUCUCGAUGAAUCAAAUUAAAGAUGAGGCUCAAAAGGGUGAAAUGAUGACGAAAGUGUUCGAGAAAAUGAUCGCCAUUUACGAGGAUGCGCUUGAGAUUUCGGGGAAU